This is a messenger RNA of Trichoderma atroviride IMI 206040, 2340 nucleotides long. RefSeq lists its product as uncharacterized. The record is from RefSeq and is a predicted model, not a curated record. NCBI's taxonomy places the organism in Eukaryota, Fungi, Ascomycota, Sordariomycetes, Hypocreales, Hypocreaceae.
AUGGCGCCUCUCUGCGCAGAUCCGCGCCAGAUCGUGAUAGCCCUGAAUCCCGCCAGGCGAAAGGCGCUGCUAUCUCUUGUCCAGGAGAUCAUUUCUGGCAUGAUCUCCGAGCUGGAGACUCAUCCUGACGAAUUAGGAUCCAUCGCACCAGAGGACGAAGGCAAUCGAGACGAUGAAUCGGUCUCGCCAGACCUGUCUGAGAAAGCCGGGCGCUCUGCAUCUCAAGGCGGCAGGGCUCAGAGCGUGUCGCUGCAGAAAGUAAAAACCACCAACGAGGCAGAGAAAGUUCUCGGGGCGGCAUUGGCAUACACGCUGGAGUGGCGAGAUGAAGUCGUAUCCAAGCUUGAAGAGAUUGUGAACGUGGAAGAGACGAACAAGAUUACAACUGAGAGGAAGACUCGACGUGAGGCUUUGGACAAGAAGAAGCUGGAUAUGCCCAGUAACGAUCGCUUUCUCGUUGAUGUGGAUGGCAUGCCUGUUGAUGAGACAGAAGAUGUUUCCAUGCUGCAGUCGGUAUAUAAACCGAUACCCACCAAGUUGACAACCAUCCCCAUCGAGGAUCGAGAAGAAGCCCUCGGCUGUGUGCUGCUAUUGCUUCUCUCUACAGGGGUAUACUCAGCUCACUCUCGUGCCUUGGUGCUUUAUCUGGCGUCAUCGCUGGGGAUUUCUUCAACGUUUCUUAACAAGGAAGAAUCAGAAAUCGCCAUGUCGCUGAUGGAGUCCUCUACAGCUAACAAAGACACAAAGGAAGCCAUGUCUGCCGACGCUGAGGCCGCCAAGCGCAAACAACAGAACAAGGUCAGUCGCUUCUGGAAAGUCGGGCUGGCAUCUGUAGCUGGCGCUGCGGUUAUUGGAGUUACCGGAGGCUUGGCCGCUCCUCUGGUUGCCGGAGCGCUUGGGGGUAUUCUUGGAGGCGUUGGUCUAGGAGGUGUUGCAAGCUUUCUCGGUAUCUUCUGGAUGAACGGGGCUUUGGUUGGAACUCUUUUUGGAGCCUAUGGCGCCAAGAUGACUGGCGAAAUGAUGGAUAACUACGCGAAAGAGGUCGAGGAUUUCAAAUUUCUUCCUCUCAGAGAAGAGUCUACAACAGGUGACCCGGAGGAAAUUACCAAAGAGCAAAAAGAGCAGCGUCGUCUCCGCGUUACUAUCGGAAUCAAUGGUUGGCUUAACACAGAAGAUGAUAUCAAGAAACCCUGGCGCACUCUGAGUACCGACACCGAAGUCUUUGCUCUACGCUACGAGAUGAACGUUCUUCUUAAACUGGGCACCGCACUAACCGACCUUGUCCGCUCCGUUGCCUGGAAGGCCUUCAAGGCAGAAAUCAUCAAGCGGACCUUGCUGGCGACUCUCUGGGCUGCCCUCUGGCCGAUUCAAGUCUUGGCCGUUGCUUCCAACGUGGACAAUCCGUUCAACCGUGGGCACAACAGAUCCCGAAAGGCUGGGCAGCUUCUCGCCGAUGCACUCAUUAAUAAAGUCCAGGGCGAACGGCCCGUCACACUGAUGGGCUAUUCCCUCGGCGCUGCAACCAUCCAUGCCUGUUUACAGUCUCUUGCCGAACGUCAUGCCUUUGGUCUAGUCGAUACGGUCAUCCUUAUCGGCACUCCAGCCCCCUCCAGCUCAGCUCACUGGCGGACAAUCCGGCCUGUUGUCUCAGGAAAGAUCUUCAACGUCUACUCCGAGAAUGACAUGGUCUUGGGCUUCGUCUACCGAAUGCACAGUCUCGCCCUCGGAGUCGCCGGCCUGCAGCCCAUCAAAGACGUCAACGGGAUCGUGAAUGUGAACUUGAGCGAUAGUGUCAGCGGCCAUCUCCGAUAUCCCUCCCUCACGGGCGAGAUCUUGCACAAAUGUGGCUUCGUAAACGUCAAGGCCGGAACGGAAAUCGAAACGGAAGAGGACGUCAUCCAGAUGAAAGACAAGGAAGCAGACCUUCUCGACUUUAGUGAAGGACAUGAUGACCACUUCAAGGCCGUAGACAAGUCUGCCGAGUCUCUUCAAGGUCUGACAAUUACGCCUCCGGCUCUUUUGCCAAGCUACGAAGCUGCUACCAAGCCUGCCAUCUCCAGACGACCUGUCGGCGGGUCUGGACCAGAAUCUCCGCGCCCUCCUCCUCGAACGGCAGAGUCUGUACCUCCAAUCGCGAUGCAUGACGAAGAUGAGAUCCCUCCACCUCUACCCAGACGCCAGACCGUUCCCUUGCAAGAGAUUCGGAUUCCUCGACGCCCAGUUCCGACCAAGACUGAGGAGCCUGCUAGCCCAAAAACGCCACUGACUCCGCAGUACGAUUCCGAUGAUGAACGCCACGGGUCUAUUUCGAUGGUAGACAGGGACGUGGAUGAUGAUUGA